Lingula anatina is the source of this 784-nucleotide messenger RNA. Its product is annotated as myohemerythrin. Lineage: Eukaryota; Metazoa; Brachiopoda; Lingulata; Lingulida; Lingulidae. Gene Ontology annotation, molecular function: iron ion binding. The record is from RefSeq and is a predicted model, not a curated record.
CACUCGGGCAUAUUAUAUGUGAAGAUUUACCGACUACCCAAAAUUGUCCGCUUGUUCUAUCUAAACCUAGACAGUGAUAUUUUUGAUUACACUUUUCUGGACAACAUAUCAUCAUGCCUCUGUCGUGGAUUUUUAGACGCCACCAAAGGCUGAAGGAAGAGAUGAAAGAGGAACACGAAGAGAUUCCUAAGCCGUUUGUAUGGGACGAGAGCUUCAGGGUCUACUAUGACAAUCUGGACGAAGACCACAGAAAACUUUUUCAAGGGAUAUUUAACUGUGCCAAGAAUCCGGGCAGUGCUCAAGUCCUCCUAGACACCAUACAUGUGUACAGAGACCAUUUCGUCAGUGAGGAGAGAAUGAUGAAGGAAGCGGGGUUCAGUGGCCACGACUCCCACAAGAGCCUCCACACCAAGUUCCUAGCCGAGAUGAUCUCCUUUCAACUCCCGCUGGAUGCGGAGACGCUGGAGUAUUGUAAAGACUGGCUGGUUCACCAUAUCAAGAGUGUGGACUUCAAUUAUAAAGGAAAACUUCAAUGGAAGUCAGAAAAAUAGCCAACUAGGAUUCAUGUUUAAUAUAAUAAAAUCUGAUAUAUUUUUAAGACGCCAACAAGUUUUGAUUACAUUUAAACAAAACAUGUACUGAGAUAAAUUUUAAUGAACCCUCUACCAUCCAGAGUUUUGAAUAUAACUGUGCUAAAGUUUCAAACAGAGCAACAGAUCUUUAAAUUCAAGGAAAAUACAAGAAGAUAAAUAAACGUUUAAGACAUCGAUUUAUCGUUACACAG